CUCAAAAAGUCCCUCCAGACAUACACCUACCUUCCUCCAUCCGACACCUGGAUUCAAUAUUCCCCCAUUGAUCUCCCCUCCAGGAAUUGCAAAGAAAUUCUCAUACAAUGCCUCUACCCGAUUUUCACCCCACCUCCGUCAAAGACGGCCGGCGAAUUCUGAGUGAAAAGAGUGCCAACGCGUGUCUGUCGCCUGUAUCUUCCCCCAUCAAACGGACUCUCAACGACUCCUCCUCUCCCAAAAAGCUCCUUCCUUCACCCUUAUUCACUGCCCACAAACGUCCCUUUCAUCAGGUGGAUGAUGAGAACUCCACGACUGGCGGAUCUCUGCCUGUCCAGCAGACUGCUAGGUUACCAGGCACAUCUUCUCUGCAGCAUGCGCGUUUGGGAGUGGCUCAGGAGAAAAACCCCAACGCGAUGGACACGGCCGAACAAACAGAACAGCAGAAUACACUGAACACACACCAACCCCCAAUCGAAGCCCAGAUCUCAUCCCAAGCACAAAUACAAGCGUCUCCCUCCGCACCAGAAGAACCAACCAACCAGCCACGCUCCGUCCCCGAGGACCCCCAAACACGCAAGCUCUUCAUCCAAGAAAAAGCAACCCUCCUACGAAGCAGAAUCCAAAACGCCAUGCGACACGUCCGCGACCCGCAAUUCGACCGCAGGGUAUCCGAGCUCGAAGCGUAUAGUCGGAAAUACCCAAGACUAUCAGGGUAUACUUUAUCCCAGAAGCAACAACAACAACAGCAACAGCAACAAACCCCCGUAAUAACGCACACCGAAGAAGAAGAAGAAGAAGAAGAAGAAGAAGAGCAAGAAGAUAACGAUGACAACGACGAAGCACAUGAUACCCUACUGACACCACGUCAACCUCCAACCAUUACUCCGGCCCAGAACCAGAGCCAAGCAGAGGACCCAGAAGAAGACCAAGAAGAAGACCAAGAAGACCCGUUAAAAACCCCCACGCAGAAAUCCCACCGAAGAAACAAUACGGAAUCCAGCACGCAUGCGUAUAUCGCGCUGGCGGGAUCGCCCAUGCAAUUGAGUAGUCCGCCCAGCGCUGCGGUUCCGGAGACGGGGCAGCGCGGCGACGCCGUUGAUGGGUUGCUGAAGUUGAUGAAUACGGCGGAGAAAGGGAGGGGUUCGGAGUGGAUGAUUUGACAUGCAUGUACCCAACAAAAUACAUGUCUUGUCUGUCUAUUCGGGUCAGGUGUAUACGGAGGGUACCGAUACUAGUAGCAUGCUGAAUGAGUGCAUUUCUAUCUAGGUGUUUGGUUGGUGUUUGGUUGGUUGAUUAGGGGUUGUACAUGUGUUGUGUGGGGUGCUGUUAUUUGUUAUGUGUUGAGAAUUGGGGCAACACGGAGGAGGGUAUACCUAACUAAGCCCAGCCAGGAAUAUAAACAGAAACAGAAACAAGAGAGAGAAUCCACGAUACCAUGCAUGUUAAAUUGGAAUGAAUGCUCUUGAACCCUGUCUAAGAUUCCAUGG
This is a messenger RNA of Aspergillus ochraceoroseus IBT 24754, 1490 nucleotides long. RefSeq lists its product as uncharacterized. NCBI's taxonomy places the organism in Eukaryota, Fungi, Ascomycota, Eurotiomycetes, Eurotiales, Aspergillaceae. The record is from RefSeq and is a predicted model, not a curated record. The transcript is spliced from 3 exons. The coding region runs from base 108 to 1163 and encodes 351 amino acids.